AUGUCCGCGAUCUGGAAUUAUGACUGGACUGGAAAAUCUCUCUUGAUCACGCAAAGGCGGGUCAAGAUUGAUGAGCAACUAAGCGAGGUCUUGGAUGACCGGCUGGGCCUUCGCCACAUUCUCACUCGUGCCCAUGAUACCAACACUGGUGAGCGUCUCAUGCUGACGAUCCAAUACGAGCUUAACCCAGAUGAAUUCGAUUUCGAAAACCCCGAAGAGAUCAAGGAGAUGGCCAAGUUGCAUUGGUUGCACGGGGUGGACACUGUGGAUAUUGUUGGAAGUCUCGGACAUGGGCCCAAGUACCAUGCUCAUACCAGGCAGACUCAGGGAUGUGGAAUGCCAUACCGUGGUGGUAGAAUCUACUUCAUCAUCAUGGGUGAUGUUCCUGGCGAGGAUGUCGAUGAGUUACUCGAUGAGCUCUCGGUCACCCAGUUGGCAUCCAUCAGGAAGCAACUCGCGUUUAUUCUCGAGUGA
Molecule: messenger RNA, 474 nt
Organism: Aspergillus glaucus CBS 516.65
Lineage: Eukaryota; Fungi; Ascomycota; Eurotiomycetes; Eurotiales; Aspergillaceae
Exons: 1
Coding region: 1-474 (157 amino acids)
Source: RefSeq, a predicted model, not a curated record